AUGGGAGUUGGGGCGUCUUCGGUCCCUGGUAAUGCCACUUCAGAACAUAUUGAUGGUAGCCUGCUUCCUGUUCCUCAAUUAGAGCGAGAUAAAUUGGGACUUGAGGCGGCAGUGGACCAGUCCGGCAUCAGCUUGCUGGCCGCGGGGGAUAACUAUGACAACUAUGACAACGAGGAUGACAACGAGGACAAGCGGCCAGACCGCGAGUUCAGUCCGCCAAAGCCGCGUCAGCGUCACCUCAAAUAUUCCUUAGGACGGAUAAUAGGGCACGGGAGCUUUGGACAAGUCUAUUUAGCCCUUGAACACCUCACAGGAAAACUGCUAGCUGUCAAAGAGAUGGUAGUCAAGAAUUGCAGUCGGGAAGUUCUUGAAGCCAUCGACGCUGAGACACGGAUCUUGAUCAACUUGAGGCAUCCAAAUAUCGUUAACAUAUAUGACAUCGAGGUAUCUGACGAUGGCAACAAGCUGCUCAUUGUCAUGGACUUUAUUGCCGGAGGAAGCCUUGCGUCUCUCUCAAAGUCAUUCAAGGGUAUACCCGAAAUCCUCUGUAGACGGUAUGCUAGGCAAAUUCUGGAGGCCAUUAAGCAUAUGCAUAGACAGAAUGUUGCACACUUAGAUCUUAAGUGCAGUAAUAUAAUGAUCGGUGGCGACGGGUUGGUGAAGCUGGUUGACUUUGGAACUGCCACUAGACUGGCGCGGGACGACAUCAUCAAUGAACUUCAACGCCGGAAGGAAACAGAGGCAGACCCUAAGAAGCCAGGCCUGCCAUCCGAAGCUGCAAAAAAGUUCAAUCUAGGAAUUAAAGGUUCUCCUUAUUGGAUUGCCCCAGAAUGCGUAAGGUCCACACUCUACGAUAUCUUCAAAGCAGACAUCUGGUCCAUCGGGUGCCUGUUCAUCGAGAUGUUCACGACAUACCCUCCAUUCUUCCAGUUCAAGCAGGUUCCUGCCCUGCUGUAUCACAUUGCCACUAUCACAGAGCCACCAGGGCUGCCAGAAACCAUGUCAGACGAGGGGAGGGACUUCCUCUCCAAGUGCUUGCAAAUAAAUCCAGAAGCUAGGGCGUCUGUGGACGAUCUCCUGGCACACCCCUGGGUGGCAAUGGUCAACCUGACAUUUGGGAUUCAUCCACUGGUUCCCGAUAAACCCGCUGUGUCAGGUCGGGAGGCCCAUCUGCAGCAGUCUAUAGAUGCACCUCCUUCUCUGGCCACCUCGAAGGCGGACAAGCUUCUGGGGCUGUUCACCAAGACUAAGGAUACAGAUGUCACCCAGAGUACAAUCGCCAAGAACUGGUUUGGUAAGUCAAAGGCCAAUCUAUCUCAGUCUAUUAGAAACCUCCAGGCCUCUGCCAAGAUAGAUCUGAAUGAGGAUGAACUUGACAGCCUCUUUGAACUUGCUCUUCCAAAGGAGGAUCUUAGCUUCAUCGUCCUUCAACAUGAUAAGAUCCUAGAUGCUGGUAUAUGA
Molecule: messenger RNA, 1461 nt
Organism: Giardia duodenalis
Lineage: Eukaryota; Fornicata; Diplomonadida; Hexamitidae
Product: Kinase, STE STE11
Exons: 1
Coding region: 1-1461 (486 amino acids)
Biological process (GO): protein phosphorylation
Molecular function (GO): ATP binding; protein kinase activity
Source: RefSeq, a predicted model, not a curated record